UGUCUGAUCGAUUCUUCUUAUUUAUUUUUUCCUAGAAAUUAUGUUUUGCCGUUUGGGUUUUUCAAAUAUUUGUAUUUUUAAUAUUUAUAAACAUGUGUGUGUGUAUAUAUAUAUAUAUGUAUUGGGUCCCGAGGUCCUGUUUGGUCGGUGGGAAAGCGAGGGAAGAGAAUUAAACAAAAUAAAAUAAAAUGAAAUGAAAAAUUGAAGGUGGGUUAGAAAGAUUUGGAAUGUUUGGUAUAUAUCAUGUAAAACAGGACUUGAGGUUACAGAAGCUAAUAAUGAACUCUUAUAUAACCAAGACUUGGAUUUUAUUUGUUUGUUUUCAUCUAGGUUUUUGGAACCCUGAGACUGGUGGAUGGGAAACUGGAGCUAAGAGUGACAUUUGCUAUUGCUUUGUUAUUUGCUUAGAUUCAGUUAGGCUUUUAGCCUGUUAGAAGGUGGACUUGUGAAACCAGGGAAGAAAUUGGCCAUCAAGCGUAUAGUGAAAAUGUUUACCGCAGAGAGAUCCAAAAGAGGGUUACUGGGAAUCUCUUGAACAGACAUCAAACCGUUUGCUUCAAGAAAUGGAAGUGCAGAAAACUUGUCUUUCGAGGAAAUUUCAGUUAAUAGCGUGAUAAAUUCUAGUAGAGUUACUGGUAGGCCACAUAGCCAAGCAAUUAGGAAAACGAUAAAGGGAUGAUGACAAAGUGCUUGUUCUAAAUUAUUGUGUGGCUGCUAUAUGGACAUUUGGAUUGCUAUUCUCCUCACUUGUUCUAACCAUUAUUUGUGAAUGUUGAUCGUGAGAUUUCCCACCUCUUCUGUUCAUUUUUUUUUGCUUUUAACUGAAGAUAUGGCCUUAAAAAGAGCAAAACGUUGGAAUAGAGGUUUUUUGUUUGCAAAGUGGAUUGGCUGAGUAUAGAUAUGCUGCAAAAUUAGUCGUUUGAACCAGAACAUUCUGGUCCUCAGGGAAUUUCUAGCUAUUAUAUUGUUUUGCUGCUCGUUAGUCAUUACUGCGUAAUCUUUUGGUUUCUAUCAGGUGAAGGAAUGGAUGAGCUAUGUCCAUUGCCUUCUGUUUCGCUCUGGUCUCAGAUCUCCAAAUUUCAGACAGCAGCCUGGGAAGAAUUCAAGAGAAAACCGAUCUCAUAUUGGAUUCUUCUGCUUCUGAGCAGCAGUGCGAUGCUUGUGGCCUUCCCUGCUUCAUCCAUUCUUUCCCGUGUCUAUUACAACGAUGGUGGCACCAGUAAGUGGAUCAUUUCAUGGGUUGCAGUUGCUGGCUGGCCUCUAACUGCUCUUAUCUUAUUUCCUACAUGUUUCAUCUGCAAAACCUUUCCUACCCCUCUGAAUUUACAGCUCACUCUUGCAUACAUCAUGCUCGGAUUCUUAAGUGCUGCUGAUAACCUUAUGUAUGCAUAUGCGUAUGCCUAUCUUCCAGCAUCUACUGCUGCUCUUCUGGCAUCAUCUUCACUGAUAUUUUCUGCACUAUUUGGAUAUCUUAUUGUGAAAAAUAAGAUUACCAUGUCAAUAGUUAAUGCUAUUGUGGUCAUCACAUUUGCUGUGGUCAUCAUAGCCUUGGACUCCAGUUCAGACAGAUAUGGAAAUGUCACUGAUAGCCAAUAUAUCAUGGGCUUUGUAUGGGACAUUCUGGGAUCUGCUCUUCAUGGUCUGAUUUUUGCUCUUUCAGAGCUUGUUUUUGUAAAAUUACUCGGUAGAAGAUCCUUCCAUGUUGUGUUGGAGCAACAGGUUAUGGUUUCGUUAUUUGCGUUCAUAUUUACCAGUAUUGGGAUGAUUGCGAAUAACGACUUUCAAGGGAUGGUAUCCGAGGCUAGAGUUUUCGAGGGUGGUAAAGCUUCCUAUUACCUCGUUCUUGUAUGGAGUGCAAUCACAUUCCAGUUGGGAGUGUUGGGAGGUACUGCUAUGCUGUUUUUAUCUUCAACCGUGCUUACUGGUGUUCUAAAUGCAGUAAGGGUACCCAUAACAGGCAUUGCAGCCGUCAUAUUGUUACAUGAUCCCAUGAGCGGUUUCAAGAUCCUCUCUCUUGUCGCAACAUUUUGGGGAUUCACCUCCUAUAUUUAUGGCAGUUCUUCUGCAAGUAAAGAUUUCCCUUGAUAAUUUAUAAUGAUCUCUCCCCUCUACUAUUAUUUUUUUCUCCUUUUUGGUUUACCUGUAUGUCUAAUUUGUAUUUUUAGUAAAGUGGUUGGAUAUUGAGAGUUAUGUUAGAUAUAAUGAGUUCAGUAUAUGCAUUAAGAAAUGUAAUUGUAUAUUUUAAAUACAAUAAUCUUCGUAAGUUUUGAAGUUUUUUCAAUGAAAGAUCUGUAGAUUGUAUGCUAA
Messenger RNA from Ziziphus jujuba (common jujube), 2307 nucleotides. RefSeq names its product probable purine permease 5. Bases 1024 to 2085 code for a protein of 353 amino acids. Lineage: Eukaryota; Viridiplantae; Streptophyta; Magnoliopsida; Rosales; Rhamnaceae. The record is from RefSeq and is a predicted model, not a curated record. Gene Ontology annotation, cellular component: membrane. Gene Ontology annotation, molecular function: purine nucleoside transmembrane transporter activity. The transcript has 2 exons.